Drosophila santomea is the source of this 1066-nucleotide messenger RNA. It is a transcript of the gene Sbp2, whose product is annotated as selenocysteine insertion sequence-binding protein 2. Bases 73 to 996 code for a protein of 307 amino acids. Gene Ontology annotation, cellular component: ribonucleoprotein complex. Gene Ontology annotation, biological process: selenocysteine incorporation. The transcript is spliced from 3 exons. Lineage: Eukaryota; Metazoa; Arthropoda; Insecta; Diptera; Drosophilidae. The record is from RefSeq and is a predicted model, not a curated record. Gene Ontology annotation, molecular function: mRNA 3'-UTR binding; selenocysteine insertion sequence binding; ribonucleoprotein complex binding.
CAUUUGCCGCCACUACCAACACUAUUUCACUAUUUCUAAGAAUCAACAAAAAUAUCCAAAAAAUUAGGGGUAAUGUUUCACAGCACGAACAAGAGAAUCCAGAAGAAGGAUGUUCAGAAUUCAUCGACCAAGAUUACUCCGCGGAGCUCCAAGUACAAAAGCCAGCAUAGGAAACCGGAGCAGCAAGCCUCUCUCCUGGACUUUAUCAAGCCGAAACCUAAAUCACAAAGGCAAAUUAAAGCAAAUAAACUUCAAAAGACGCAUUUAACCAUAACAAGAAGUAGCUACAUAGUAUACAAACGCAAGGGCAAAACCCGCCUUGAUCCCAAGAAGAAGAUCACCAGGUUGAAAAGGUCCAUACGGGUAUAUCGCACCUCCAAGAAGGCUGAAAUAGAAGUCACAGAGGGAGAGCUUGAAGGAGUCCCAGAAAAGAAAGAUAUUCCGGUGGAACAACAAGUACAAAAUUUAUCCCUUAGUGAGACCGCUACACCCAAAGACGAUUUACCAGCAAAAGCAGUACAUUCCAUUCACUCACGGCGAUUUAGAAGCUAUUGUGACAACUGCACCCGCCCUCGCCUCAAGGAGUUGACCAUUCAGUUGCUAAAGGACCUGGAUCGCUUCCAGAAGCGCGCCUUUGCCAAAAACGAGAUUAAAGCGCGGGCACAUCCCCGCCUGGUUUUGGGUGUUCGAGAGGCUCUGGCUAGGUUAAGGAUAAACAAGGUGAAACUGUUGUUUCUGGCCACAGACUGCGAGAUCAGUCCCGGAGCAAGUGGUCUAGACGAGACUAUAGAAGGUUUGAAAUUCCAAUGCCAGCAGCAACAAGUGCCUUAUUGCUUUCCUCUGCUAAGAAGGGAGCUAUCCUACGCCCUUCAAAAGCGAGCACAGAUUUCUUGCGUGGCUAUCCUUGACUUUGACGGAGCUAAUGCCACCUACGCAGAUCUUCUUAACGAAAUAGAGGACGCUCGUGCAGAGUACAAACGCAGAACUGCUUCGUGAGAGUUUAUUUGGUGACAACGAUAGAAAUAAAAGUGCUAGGACGUGCUCGAAACAUCGAGAUAAACAUUUA